Molecule: messenger RNA, 642 nt
Organism: Aspergillus mulundensis
Lineage: Eukaryota; Fungi; Ascomycota; Eurotiomycetes; Eurotiales; Aspergillaceae
Exons: 3
Coding region: 1-642 (213 amino acids)
Source: RefSeq, a predicted model, not a curated record
AUGGGCUUUCUCUCCUCCAAAACCCUGAUCAAGGCGCACGCUGUUUUCCUUCUCAUCCUUGCUGUUUACCUCAUCACCAAAUCCGAAGUCGUCACCGAAAGCGAUGUAGUGUUCAUGCUAGGGGAAUUUCUACAACUUGACUCCCGCGCAUCCCCGAACUUCUCUCGACCGCAAUCCCCUUUCGCAAUGUGCGGUAUUCUCCUUGUCGCCGACGCUCUAAUCGACCUGAUCCUCGUCAUCAAAAUCCCGCACAUUAAUGAGAUUCUAGCCAUGGCCGAGGCUGCCAGAUCAGAGGCUCCGAGUGCAGUGAGUGGACUGGCUCGCAUGCGUACAAACCCCUUUAUUGCGCGUCUCGCAACCCUAUAUUCGGAGAUCUGGACGCUCCUUUCUUUGUCGAGAUUCUGCCUCUUUUUUGCGGUGUCAUUUUUUAUAUACCAGAGCAAGCCGGAUGUUUGGGGCGUGGCCCGUUCGGGUGGCCCUGCGGCGCCUGGGGAGCUUUCGGGGUUGGAAUACCUGAAGAACCGAGUUGUUUUUACGUACGGGUUUAUGGAGAUGAUGUUCUGGUUCUGGAUUUUCAUAACGCUGCGCGAAGAGAGGCAGGAGGUUGCGACACGCUUUGCGGAGCGCGAGCGUGAUUCAUAG